Molecule: messenger RNA, 1236 nt
Organism: Engraulis encrasicolus (European anchovy)
Lineage: Eukaryota; Metazoa; Chordata; Actinopteri; Clupeiformes; Engraulidae
Product: zona pellucida-like domain-containing protein 1
Exons: 9
Coding region: 1-1236 (411 amino acids)
Cellular component (GO): cell surface
Source: RefSeq, a predicted model, not a curated record
AUGAGGGUGACACUGCUCGUAUAUCACUUUGCUCUGAUUCUGCACGCCAUGGCCCAGAACAACUAUGACUUGUGCAGCAUACACUCAACCUUUAAGGAGCCAGAAAACAGUGACAUCACAGUCAUCUGUGGCACGGAGCUGAUGAAGCUUCACAUCCUGCUGUGUCCGCUGUACUACGCCGGCUACAACGAGUCCCUGGUGGCCCUCAACGGGCACUUUGGCAAACCGGCCUGCCAGGGCGUCAUUGACUUCACUGUUGACCCUCCCGUGCUCAAGUUCAACUUCUCCAUGACGGAUGAGUCCCUGAAGGAAUGCUCCCACAAAGUCACGGUCACCGAGGAGCAGGGUUCAGGAGUGUUUGCGGACUACUCCAGGGUCCAGUAUGUCAACAUCUCAGGUGUGAUCAACUCCUACGAUGCCAGCGGUGCCACUGUUGUCUAUCGCCAAGAGCUGAUGUACCUCUACUCCUGCAAAUAUCCACUGCAGUACCUGACAAACAAGACUGAGGCCACCGUGUCUGGAGUGAGUUUAGCCAUCAAAGACAACAACGGGAGCUUCAUCAGUACUUUAAGCAUGCGUCUGUUUCAGGAUGUCCAAUACAACUAUCCUCUUCGUGUUCCGCAAAAUGGCCUGGCCCUGAAAACCCGUAUUUACGUGGAAGUCAGGGCUACCAAUCUCACAAACAGGUUUAAUGUGCUUCUGGACAGAUGUUACGCCACAACCAGCCCUUUCCCUCUCAACAGCACUUACUACGACCUGUUUGUCGGGUGUAAUCGGGACAUACAGACCGUCAUGGGCACCAACGGAGAGGCCCAACAGGCGCGCUUCUCCUUCGAAGCCUUCCGCUUUGUGCAGGACUCCAACCAGACGGUGUCCACCUACUACGUCCACUGCUCCACCAGACUGUGUGAACAUUUCUUCUGCACCUCCCUGCAACAACAGGAGAACUGCACAAUUACUGGCUUUCGAAACAAAAGAGACAUUGGCAUUCGAGGAAAAAGAGAGAUUGUGUCAGAUCAAGGCGCAACAUCUGUGAGUGACACAGCCACGGUGACGUCUAUACCAAUCGUCACCAGAGUUGAUGAAAAUGCUGAAGGCACCAAUAACACGGUGUUGGGAGUUGCCACGGCAGCUGUGCUGAUGGGCAUCUUCUCCAUCGCCACCAUCGCCGCCAUCUUCUACCGCAUGCGCUCCUCCAGACAAACUGCCGCAGACAAGACCAUCCUGCACCACUGA